AGUACAUCAGCGGCGGAAACAGUUCGGAUUCUUCCUGUUGCCAUGUAAAGAAAUACGUGGUUUUGAGUGUAAUUUAUCGCCACUACUGACCUGAAGGCCUAUAUGGGCUGCUCUUAUGUAUGUAAGUCUAUGUAUGACCAGCUGUGACCAUGAAAAGACGUGAGUUAUUCACCACGAUACUCAUCUUUGCCAUCGUAAACAUAUUAGUCCUGGGACACAGAUUCAUCCGUUUCCGAGUGCAGGAGGCGGUCACCAGCCAAGCCAAGCCAUUCGUUAACUGGCACCAGGAGGUCUCGCGCAGGACUGGACUCGGCGCGUUGGACUUGAAACCGGAAAAUGAACCGCAACUGAUCUCGUACAUCCGCCACGUGUUAAUGAAGCGUCCGUCGAAGGGUCCUUACGUCCUUGGGCAUCGGGGCAACCUCACUUCCCCCUUCCAAGAGGACCAGAAGCUGCAGGAAUAUUUGAAAAAGAUGGCCGGCGGUGUGUUCGUGGAAGCGUACGCUGGUGACGGAGAGAAGGAAACCUCCACCCUGUUCCUCGAACGAAACGCAAGUUGGAACGGCCUGCUGGUGGAGCCGGACCCCGCCCUCUACGCUUCCUUGCUAGAGAAAGGCCGAAAAUCCUUCAGCGUCAAUUCCAACUUGUCUCUCUCCUUAACGAAUUUUACUUCACGGAGUAUCGAUUCAGUAAAGGAGGGAAAUUCCACCUUGCCACUUUACACCCUUGUUAGAGCGAUGGGCAUGCCUGAAAUCGACUUCCUGUGUCUUCACACUGGCGGUACAGAACUUCAGAUACUACAAACGUUCCCCUGGAUCAGUAUGAGCGUGCGAAUCAUAAACGUUGAGUAUUCAAACGUUCCCGGCAACAUUUCGGCCGUGAAGACCUUCCUCGAGGACAAGGGCUUCGACCUCACCAACAUGCAAGAGCACAGCGCCACCUUUGUCAGGAAAGACUUCAUGGAUGAACUGAUGGGCACGACGAAGGCAGUCCAUGCCCGAAAGACUUUGGCGAAAAGAGGGAAAAAAGGGAAAGCUUACUUCGUAGUCAAGCGAGGAACAUAAGUAAUUGUGUGUUGUCUAAACGCACAUGCAUACACACCAUACACACUCGUGCGUAUUCUGUGUUACUAUGUGUUAAGAAAAAAAUCCACAUUUAUGUCUUUUGAACACAAAUUUACCAGAUUAUCUUAUGUUCAUAUAUUUAUUUUAUGCCUUAUAUAUGAUGUAUGCAUAAGUGAUAUUAAUUUCUGUUCUAAAAAUAAACAAUAAUGAAGUUACAAAAUGA
Penaeus chinensis is the source of this 1287-nucleotide messenger RNA. RefSeq lists its product as uncharacterized. The transcript has 6 exons. The coding region runs from base 150 to 1064 and encodes 304 amino acids. Lineage: Eukaryota; Metazoa; Arthropoda; Malacostraca; Decapoda; Penaeidae. The record is from RefSeq and is a predicted model, not a curated record.